Molecule: messenger RNA, 2280 nt
Organism: Epinephelus lanceolatus (giant grouper)
Lineage: Eukaryota; Metazoa; Chordata; Actinopteri; Perciformes; Serranidae
Source: RefSeq, a predicted model, not a curated record
ACACUGACAAGGCGGCAGUUCCACCAGCAGGAGGCGAUAUGGGAGCUGCUGCAGACGGAGGCGACUUACAUAAAGAAACUCAGAGUCAUCACUGAUCUGUUCCUGUGCGGGCUGCUGAACCUGCAGGAGAGCGGCCUGCUGACGGAGGUGGAGCCCGCCAAGCUGUUCAGUAACAUCCAGGAGAUCGUCCGCCUCCACACGUCACUGUGGAACCAGGUCAUGCUGCCUGUCCUGGAGAAGGCCAGGCAGGCCCGGGCUCUGCUCGACCCCACUGACCUCCACCACGGCUUCAGGACGUUUGGCUCCAGGUUCCAGCCCUACAUCCGUUACUGCAUGGAGGAGGAGGGCUGCAUGGAGAACAUGCGCACGCUUCUCAGGGACAAUGAGCUCUUCAGGACCUACGUCACGUGGGGAGAAACACACAAGCAGUGUAACCGUCUGAAGCUGGCCGACAUGUUGGCAAAGCCGCACCAGAGACUGACCAAAUAUCCACUCCUACUGAAGAGUGUUCUCAAGAAGACGGACGAGCCGUCAGCCCGGGACAUUGUCAACAGCAUGGUCGCCGCAGUCGAGGGCUUCAUCAACAGCGUGGAGUCCCAGAUGCGACAGCGUCAGGAACAACAGAAGCUGGCCACCAUCUCCGCCCGUAUAGACUCGUACGAAGCUGUAGAGGGCAGCAGUGAAGAGGUGGAGAAGAUUCUCAAGGAGUACAACCGCUUCGACCUCAUGGCUCCCAUGAGAGGAAUAUCACCAGAGGAGACUCGACAGCUGCAUCUGGAGGGAGCGCUGAGGAUGAAAGAGGGCAAAGACAGUAGGAUGGAUGUCUACUGUGUCCUGUUCACCGACCUGCUGCUAAUUACAAAGCCAGUGAAGAGAGUGGAGAAAGUCAAAAUCAUCCGGCAGCCGCUCCUCAUUCACAACGUCGUCUGUAAGGAGCUCAAAGACCCUGGCUCAUUCAUCCUCAUCUACCUCAACGAGUUCAAGAGUGCAGUGGCAGCCUACACUUUCCAAGCCAACAGCGCCGCCCAGGGGCGAAGCUGGAUCGAUGCAAUCUGCAACGUCCAGAACCAGCUCCAGAGGCUUCGCACCGAGGAGGUCCUCCGACAGCAGAACAGUCUGAAGACAUGCACGGAGGGUGACGAGGAAGAGGAGGAGGAAGAUGAGAGUAGCAACUCCACCACAAGUUCUCCAUGCCUGAGGCACAAAGAGCAGCAGAACUCAAGUCAAUCCGAUGGAUCCACUGAGACCCUGUCGGUGAUGGAAAUUGAUGAAGCAAGCGAGCCUCCUUCCCCCAACAUGAACCUCGAGGGAACCAGUAAAAAAGACUCUGAUCUGACUCCUCUGUCUGAGACAUUUGAGGUCGAGCAGUCUCAGUCCACGAGCCCCCACAGGAUUCACUCCAGUGUUUACUCCGAGCAAGAACAGGGGACGGGGCCUGACGGCGAGGAACUGGACCCCCAGUGUCGCUCUCUCUCCAUGGACAGCGCCUACGGUACCCUCUCCCCUGAAUCCCUACUGAGAGAACUUCGGCAACAGCCUGGCCAGAGUGAAGGAGAGGAGACGGAGGAGGAAGAGGGAGACAGGGAGGUCGAGGAGGCGGAGCAGGAAGGGACAGAAAUAGAGGAGGUAGAAGAAGAGCAGGAGGAAGAAGAGGAAGAGGAGGAGGAUGCUGCUUCAGUGGGGUCCCAGCUGUCAGUAGUCCAGUCCUCUAAACCUCGACGGCGGCCUCAUGUUCAGUCGCGUCUCCACUGCCUCCAGAGGCUGUCCAAUCUGACCUUAUCCCGCUCUGAGGACAAUCUGCUGCAGCGCCUCCAUGGUAAAACCCCCAACACACACUCACUCAGCUCUGAGGCGCAGGACCAAUCACAGUGUAGAGACAUGGACACGUCGCAGCUGGCACACAGUAGAAGUCUGACGGAGCUAGGCCAAAACUGCGUGGAGCUGUUUUCCAGUGACCUCGACCAGUCUGACGACUGCUUGAGUAUGAGCACGCCCUCUGACAAACUUUGUGCCACCCUGAAGAGGGCGGAGGCCAGGCACAGCCAAAUGGCGCUUGCUAGACCACGUGAGGGUAAUGAGCCCCAAAGCAACAGGUCAGACGGGGAAGUGGCUCCAUCUGCCUGCGUAGAAAGGAAAAACGAUUCAACAGCCACAGGUGAUUCAGGGGAAAUGUCACCGAAGAAGAGGAAAUCACCGGCACAGCACAAGAAGCUGACACUGGCUCAGCUCUAUAGGAUACGCACCACUCUUGUCCUCAACUCCACACUCACUGCAUCGUAA